Molecule: messenger RNA, 2341 nt
Organism: Lactuca sativa (garden lettuce)
Lineage: Eukaryota; Viridiplantae; Streptophyta; Magnoliopsida; Asterales; Asteraceae
Product: NAC domain-containing protein 43
Biological process (GO): regulation of DNA-templated transcription
Molecular function (GO): DNA binding
Source: RefSeq, a predicted model, not a curated record
GUUAGAACGGCCGUUGUUGAUAAUAAAACAUAUUAAUUAAGUUACAGUUGAAUUAAUAAUAAAAUGCAUUUACUUAAAGUAGCUAAUUAAUUGUUGAUAAAACUUAUUUACUUAGACUUUCACUAAUAGUAAAAGAAAGAUUGCAAAUGAAACGUGAAAUGUAGAAAUUGUGAACGAGGCACUAAAGUUUGGUAAUGACCUGCCGUCGUUCGUAGUUGGUACCGGAAUGAUGAAAGAUGGAAAAAAUUUCAACCUCCCAUCAAUCCAUCAUCAUCUUCGACGUAAUUAUAUCUUAUCCUUGCACAUUGAUUAUUUGAAAUUUGUCACCAUAUACACACAGUUAUACACACCCAUAUAUGUAGAUCUCUCUCUCUCUCUCUCUCUCUCUCUCUCUCUCUCUCUCAUACACACACACACGGUGGUUUGAGCUGUUGUUUUCUGAGAGAUAUUAAGGUCGAAGGUCGUUGUCAAGAUGGAAGCAAGUCUCCUGCUCACAUUCCAACAUACCCCACCCUACUGGGACCCGAUUUUUUCCAACAUAAACAACAAUUAUUGUUUUUAAUUAUGUGGUGUGUUGUUGUUGUUGUGCUUAGGUGGUUUGUUGUUUUCGAAUUAGAGAGCGACCCUACUGGGAUCUCUUGUAUUCUUGUAACUUUUUAACUCUCUUUCUAGCAAGUGAAACUGUACUCAAAGAACCCAUAUAUCAAAGCCAGUCGUUGUCUACGGGUAUGAACGAAAAUACUUGGUCUAAGAAGGUGGUUGAGAUGGCCAUUUUCCCAUAACUUUUCAUGGAUUCCUUUUUGAACCCUUUUGUCCAUGUAUAAAUCCAAGUCCUUACAACCAAACUUACGCACAUAUCAUAUGCUCCUUGAAGUUCGUCAAUCACAUAUCUAUGUCAAAAGAAGAAAUGGAUUUAUCUGUGAACGUCAAUGGUCAGUCGAAAGUGCCUCCCGGGUUUCGGUUCCACCCUACAGAAGAAGAACUUCUUCAUUACUACCUGAGGAAGAAAGUUGCUUAUGAAAAGAUUGAUCUUGAUGUUAUUCGAGAGGUUGAUCUUAAUAAGCUUGAACCCUGGGACAUCCAAGACAAGUGCAAUAUAGGCUCCACCCCCCAAAAUGAUUGGUACUUUUUUAGUCACAAAGACAAGAAAUAUCCGACAGGGACCCGAACAAAUCGUGCCACUGCAGCUGGUUUCUGGAAAGCCACCGGACGAGAUAAAGUCGUACACAGUAGCCUUAGAAGAAUCGGCAUGAGGAAGACACUUGUGUUUUACAAAGGGAGAGCUCCUCAUGGCCAGAAAUCUGAUUAUAUUAUGCAUGAAUACAGGCUUGACGACAAUAUCAUUACUACGCAAGAUUCCAGCGCUUCAAACAUGUCUGAUUAUACUCACGAAGAAGGGUGGGUGGUAUGCCGUGUCUUCAAGAAGAAAAAUUACCAUAAAUCCCUCGAGAGCCCUCACAGAUCGUUACCUGACUCUAUGGAUACCAGAGCACAGUUACAACUGUUAAACAAAGAUGACGUUCUUGAGCAAUUACUUGUGUACAUGGACAGUAGGUCUUGCAAACAAGAAAUCGAAAACUUCACCACCACCCAAUUCGUGAAUCCCAUGUUCCUCCACCUCCCUAGGCUCGCUAGUUCCACCCAGCUAACCACAUCCCCUCCUGAAAGCUCAGCCACCUUCGAUCAAGGAUCGAGUCUCAAGACCUAUGAUUCCAUGAGCGACUUACUAGCGGAAGCGGAACAUUCAAGGAACAUUCAUACUAAAAUGAUGGAGGAUCAUGAGUGUAUCAGUAACUGGGCGGAUCUUGACAAGUUUGUGGCUUCCCAGCUCAAUGGUCAAAUGGAGGAAUCAAAACAGUUGUAUUCUUGCUAUGGAUCAGAAUCCAAUGAUGAGAAGUUGGAUUUUUCGGUUGAUAAGGAUGAACAGGAUGUAUCAGCUAGGCGGAACGUAGCAUCAUGCAACAGCGAGCUAGAUAUUUGGAGCUUAACCCGACCGUCGUCGCUGGAUCCGCUAUGCCACUUGUCAAUAUAACUUAUAUAUAAAGAUGCAAAAUAAACGUAUAGUACAAUGCAUAUUAAGUUGUCAGAAUUGAAGUCAAGUGAUAGAAUAAAGUGAUGGACACAUAGGAAUAGCAUCAAGAACGCAACAUGGGAACAUUACCUUGACUACAGAAAGCUAUAGAAGGAAUGAAUCAUAAUGGUGAUAGUGAGAUAUGGAUUUAGUGGUGAUGGAUGAUUAUCAUGUACCCAUAUACUAAUUAAAUACGUUUUCUAUUUGUAUUGCAACAUUUUCAUUUAGGAUACAUGACUUGCUUCAUAUUCAAUAGAUUAAAUCCAGUUA